This is a messenger RNA of Tupaia belangeri chinensis (Chinese tree shrew), 3652 nucleotides long. Its product is annotated as cytosolic carboxypeptidase 1-like. The transcript has 3 exons. The coding region runs from base 69 to 536 and encodes 155 amino acids. NCBI's taxonomy places the organism in Eukaryota, Metazoa, Chordata, Mammalia, Scandentia, Tupaiidae. The record is from RefSeq and is a predicted model, not a curated record. Gene Ontology annotation, biological process: protein side chain deglutamylation; C-terminal protein deglutamylation.
AUUAUUAUCAUUCUUCACAUUUACAGACUUUGCCGAAGAUACUGAGCCAUCUUGCUCCAGCAUUUUGCAUGAGCAGCUGUAGCUUCGUAGUGGAGAAAUCUAAAGAAUCCACAGCUCGGGUGGUCGUGUGGCGGGAGAUAGGAGUACAGAGAAGCUAUACCAUGGAAAGCACGCUGUGUGGCUGUGACCAGGGGAAAUACAAGGGUUUGCAGAUUGGUACUCGAGAACUGGAAGAGAUGGGGGCAAAAUUUUGUGUUGGUCUGUUGCGUUUGAAAAGACUGACAUCUCCAUUGGAAUAUAAUCUGCCUUCCAGUCUGCUUGACUUUGAAAGUGACUUAAUUGAAUCAAGCUGCAAAGUAACUAGCCCUACCACUUAUGUUUUGGAUGAAGAUGAACCUCGAUUUCUUGAAGAAGUUGAUUACAGUGCAGAAAGUAAUGAUGAGUUAGAUAUUGAGUUGGCUGAAAAUGCAGGAGAUUAUGAACCUUCUUCUGCUCAAGAAGAAGUGCUUUCUGACUCUGAAUUACCAAGAACAUAGCUACCUUGAGCCCUCUGCCAUCUCUUGCUAACUGCAUAGAAGAAAUGAAAUGUCUUGGUUUUUAUUACACAGGAAAUUUGAGAGAAAUGAGUUUAGAGCAAGCUGACUCAAACAGACAAAAAGUAACUUGGACCUGUUUGGUUUCAAGACAAUAAAUAUGUCAUUAAUUCAUUAUAAAAUUGGCACUUGUUUUAUUUUAGAUAUUCAAUGCAUUUUAUAUAGCAUUGAAUGACCAAAUAUCGGGUUUACUUAAAAAGAACUGAGUAUCACUGCAUGAAUUUUUAUCUCCGUAUGGUUACAGGCCACAUCAAAUGAGUAAUUUUGAAGUGUGUCAGAAUAUAAAAUCUAAAUUUUAGAGUUGUUGAAAAUCUUGAAUUGUUGAAAAGUAAUAUAUAUGUACAUGGGUUUCUAUAGAUGUGCUUGUGUAAGGGUGGGUAGAUAUUGAAGAUAAGACUGUUCUUUAGAAUCAUGUUAACUGGUUGUGACUGAAAUAAUCCAGAGUUUGCCUUGAAACCGUUACGUUCUACAUUUACCAAAUUAAAUAAAUGAAAACUAUAUUAAAUGUUGCAUUCAUUUGGUCAUCCUUUUUAGAUUAUUUGCUGUAUAGUACUUUGUGAGGAUAUUAUAAAAAUCUAAUAUCUCAACACACCGAUAGAAAGUUAAAGAAAAAAAAGCCCAAUUUACUAGUCGUAAUGUCUUUUAUAGUAUGCCAGUACCUAUUGCAAAGGAAAAUUUGAACAGCUCUUCUCUCCGAAAUUGUGUCUCAUGGAUACAUCUCAAAUUUUCCAUUGUGGUCCGUUUGUUAAGCUAAAAAAAAAAAAAAUGGGGUGAGGAUACAGUCUGAUGUUAAAUGUGCAUUUGUGUAUUGAGCUCAUUAGUGUCUUAUAGGCUAUGCUGUGUUACUAGGCGUACUGAAGUGGAUAUAUUUAGGGCAUGCUGGCACUGUAUCACGGUCCUAGAGGACUGCAGUGAAUUUAAAACAUUUCUCGUAGUGAUAUCUUGCUGAGUUUUAGCUGUUCUGCUGCAGGAAUUAUUUUGUCUUCAAAUAUAAUAAAACACAUCUAGUGAGUGACUUUGGAUAAGUGCUUUAAGAACUGUUUUUAUUGCAACAAAACAAACCCAAAAAGAAACCUCAUUAAUAGAUUCUUGCCAGCACUCAGAUGCUUAGGUUUUAGUACAUAUCUUCUUGCUUUUUUUCCGACAUGAGGAUAUUUUUAAACUUAUUAUAGUGGAAAGCAAAUUACAAAAGUAUAGUUCAGAUUUAUACAGUUUCCAAAUUAAUAAUUUUUCUUUGUACUGUUUAAGGUAUUUCAUCAGCCAUGUAAGUUCUUUUUAGUAUCUUGGGAGCCAUGAUUGAAAACAUAGUAUGGGGCAAUUGAAAGAAGUCUUUUUCUCUGAAUAGCCUAAUUCUUAUUAAGCUCAGAACAUGAAGAUGAAAUAGAUUGUGAAGUUGAACCAGUCUCUUUAGUGUGGUAACCUAAUUUCGAAAGAUCAAGAUACAUUAGCAAGGUAGAAUAUUAUUUAUUGAAUAAUUUAUUAAUAAUUUAUAAUUAUAAACAUUUAUUUUUAUAAUUAUCCUCUAUGUAAAACAAUUACAUAUAUUAUUUAAAUUAUACCUUUGUCAGAGAGUAGAUUAUGGACCCACCGUGUCUAUACAUGAAUUUUUCAUACUUUACAGAAUUAGAGAUUAGAAACCAAGAGAGUCGCAUAUGCAAAACUACUAGUUACUAAAAUACACAGAAUUAUUCAAAAAUUUAAAUUUAUUUGCUCUGUUAGCAGUAUAAAAGCCCCUUACGAUUAUAAUAUUUUAUAUCGAUUAAGCAUAUCUUUUAGUCUCUAUUACAAACCCAACUAUGCCUUUUAUUGAAUAUUUAUAAGAUUAAAGAGAAAGUCUUCAUGGUUAGGAAAUGGCUUUUUUAUAAACAAUAAGUAGCUUUGAAAGAAUAAACAUUUACAUUCUAACGUUUUCAAUUAGAGAUAUAACUUAGUUUCACGGGGCACUAGUAGCUAAAAUUGCCCUAGUUUUUCACCUCUGUGGCCUCACUAUUUUUUUCAUGAUUUCCAAAGAAUGGUUUCGAUGCCUUCAAUGCCAUGGUCCUGAAAAUUAAUGUUCUACCCCAUGUAGCAGAGAGGAGUUCUAAAACACUGAGUGUAAUGAGGGGUUUACUUGCUUUAUCUUGUAUUUGGAACUUCGAAGUUCCUAAACUUAGUUUUGGCUCAGUACAGUGGUUCUCAAGCUGGGUACGUCUCAGAUUCACCCAAAGGGCCUGUCAACUGCAGACUGCUGAUUAUGCAGAUCUGAGUGGGACGCAAGAAUCGGCUUUCCUUUUAGAUUCCCAGAUGGGGACACCGAGUGCACUUGAGAAUCACUAGUACAGCCUGGUGCACUCUUUCAGGCCUGAGCCAAGGAAACAGACAUGCAAAAGUCAAGUCAUGCCGUGGUCCUUCAGGCCUCCCGACAGCUCGCCUCAUGUUCUCACCCACGAGGGGAGGCCACCUUAGCCCUCCUCCAAAGUGUGAGGACUGUUAAGGCUCUUACUUGAAUUUGUGAAAUUCGUUCAGGCGAGGUAGAAGUCAAAACCACAUGGUUCUCCACUGUUGAUUGCGAAUGUGGUCUUGUUUGAAUAACCGGAAGUAUAAUUAAUCUCUCUGCUUCUUUGAUGGUUUUUUUGUGUGGAGUUUGAAACAUGGAUGUUUGUCUGAAUCCUAAUUACAAAUACCUGGAGUUAUGCUUCAGAUAAUGCGCUAAUAGCAAUGAAUAGGAAAUAUCUAAAUUUCAGCUAUCCAAAUUAAAAUAACUAUAUUGGUAUAAGCACUGAAAUGGAUAUGGAUAAUAUAAUAAAUGUACUAAUAAAAUUGUUUUUCUGCAUGAUCCAGAAAUAAAUGACACUAAUGAAACUAUAAGUGUAUCCUUAUAAAUCCUCUUGUUUUUCUGUACAUACUUUAAUCAUUAUGAAAUAUUAAUUGAAAAUUGGUGAAUUUUUCUUUUAUUUCAGUGAAGAUUUAGUAGCCAUAUGUAAACACUAGUUGUUUUCCCUUAGGAAAAACUUGUGGAAACAAUGUUUUAAUUGGAACAGUAUUAUACUUUAUACAAUAAAAGUUACUAUUAAGAAAUA